UGACGGUGAAAUAAAGUGCCAUGAGGUGGAGUCAAAGUUGAAAUUGGAAAGAGCUGUAAACUUUGCUCGUGUUAAAACCCCAACUUUCGACGAGAAGAUGUCAUGGGCCAACUACCAUAAACAGUUCGAAACAGCUGCCAGAGCAAAGGAAUGGUCUGAACAAGAGAAGGCAGUAAAUUUGAACAUCGCCCUUCGAGCAGACGCUUUAGAUGUUCUUCAGACAAUACCUGUGGAAGAGAUGGAUGAUUUUGAACAACUCAAAAAGAGACUAAACAUGCGAUAUGGCCACGAUCACUUGGAGCAUUUAUACCAGUCACAGUUAAAGAAUCGCAACAGAAACGAGACGAGACUUUUCAAGAAUAUAAAGUAGAUAUUGCCAGGUUUGUUGCGAUUUGUUUACCCAUCAGCUCCGGAAAACAUGAUGGAAUAUUUAGCAGUCCAAACAUUUGUUGAUGGACUCCGUGACCAUGAAGUGCAGAAAACACUUUGAUUAGCUCGUCACAAAACAUUGGUCGAUGUCUUGUCCGCUCUAGAGUAUGAGGUACUACGCAGGCUUCUGGAGGAU
Messenger RNA from Psylliodes chrysocephalus, 565 nucleotides. Lineage: Eukaryota; Metazoa; Arthropoda; Insecta; Coleoptera; Chrysomelidae. The record is from the annotation of a GenBank genome assembly.